CUGCCGAUAGCUACUUCCGGUAGGAACCUCAGCGGGAUGAUCUAGGGUUAAGAAGCACGUAAAGACGUCCCGGGCCGGUGGAGAAGGCAGACUGUUUGUGUGGUCUCGCCUGGAAUCCGAAUCAGAGCUUGGACCAGACCGCUCCCUGAGGAUGCUGAAGCAACACCUUUGGAUUGAGUAUCUUCCAGAGGGAAUCAAGAAGAGGAUUAAUUAAUACAUUCAAUUGUAAAAUAAGCCAUGGCCCAGGAGUUGGUGAUGUUCAGAGAUGUGGCUAUAGAUGUCUCUCAGGAGGAAUGGGAAUGCCUGAACCCAGCACAGAGGAAUUUGUACAAGGAUGUGAUGCUGGAGAAUUAUAGCAACUUGGUGUCACUUGGACUUUCUGUUUCUAAGCCAGCCAUAAUCUCCUCAUUGGAGCAAGGAAAGGAGCCCUGGAUGCUUGUGAGGGAAGAGUCAGGAAGAUGGUGCCCAGACUUGGCAUCCAGAGAUGAGCCACAGAAAUUAUCUCCAAAAAGAGAUAUUUGUGAAACAGAAUUAUCCCAGUGGGUUAACAUGGAAGAAUUUGAAAGCUGUAAUCUUGAGAGAUCCAUUUUUAGAGAUAUCUGGGAAGGCAACUGUCAUUUUGAGCAACAUCAGGGACAAAAGGAGGGCUAUUUUAGACAAUUUUUGAUUAACCAUGAGAACAUGCCCAUUUUUAGCCAACAUACUUUACUCACUCAAGAAUUUUAUGAUAGAGAGAAAAUCUCUGAAUGUAAAAAGUGUAGAAAAAACUUCAGUUACCAUUUACUUUUUAGUCACCACAAAACUCAUUCUGAAGAACUUUCUGAAUGUAAAGAAUGCACAGAAAUUGUUAAUACACCAUACCUUUUUAAACAACAGAUAAUUAAAAAUGGUGACAAAUGCAAUGAGUGUAAAGAAUGUUGGAAGGCCUUUGUUCAUUGCUCACAACUUAAACAACAUCUAAGAAUUCAUAAUGGUGAAAAACGCUAUGAAUGCAACGAAUGUGGGAAGGCCUUUAAUUAUGGCUCAGAACUUACUCUACAUCAAAGAAUUCACACUGGUGAGAAACCUUAUGAAUGUAAAGAAUGUGGGAAAGCCUUUAGACAGCGAUCACAGCUUACUCAACAUCAGAGACUUCAUACUGGUGAAAAACCCUAUGAAUGUAAGCAAUGUGGUAAAGCUUUUAUUCGUGGCUUUCAACUUACUGAACAUCUGCGACUCCAUACUGGUGAGAAACCUUAUGAAUGUAAAGAAUGUGGGAAGACUUUUAGGCAUCGCUCACAUCUUACUAUACAUCAGAGAAUUCACACUGGUGAGAAACCCUAUGAAUGUCGGGAAUGUGGGAAGGCCUUUAGCUACCACUCAAGCUUCUCUCACCAUCAGAAAAUUCAUUCUGGCAAGAAGCCUUAUGAAUGUCAUGAAUGUGGGAAGGCUUUUUGUGAUGGCUUACAACUAACCCUACAUCAGAGAAUUCAUACUGGUGAGAAACCCUACGAGUGUAAGGAAUGUGGGAAGACUUUUAGACAGUGUUCACACCUCAAAAGACAUCAGAGAAUUCAUACCGGUGAGAAACCUCAUGAAUGUGUGAUAUGUGGCAAGGCCUUUAGACUUCAUUCACACCUUAUUCAACAUCAAAGAAUUCAUACUGGUGAGAAACCCUAUGAAUGUAAGGAAUGUGGGAAAGCCUUUAGCUAUCAUUCAAGCUUCUCACACCAUCAGAGAAUUCAUUCUGGGAAGAAACCGUAUCAAUGUGGGAAGGCGUUUAAUCAUGGAUUACAACUUAACUUACAUCAGACCCUUCAUACUGGUGAGAAGCCAGUCACAUUUCCUCUCCUCCCUCCCCAUCCUAGUCUAGCAUCAUGAAAUUUGUUGAUGGAAAUAUACAUUGUCUUUGUUUUAUUUAAGGAAAAAGUUGAUAAGCUACCAUGUUUCAUUAGUAUUGAUUUAUUUAACUAAUCCUUGAAAACCAAAUGUUUUUAAGUGAGAAAAUGGAAAAGUAAUUAAGGUAUAAAUUUUGCUCUCAUUUUAAUGCUGUUUUUGAGUUACUGUAUUAACUAUUAUUGAGAAUAAAUCUUCUAAAAUUACGUUUCACUAAAAACAGUGAAAUAUAGCAUAAAUAAAAUGAAAACAAUUUC
This is a messenger RNA of Sapajus apella (tufted capuchin), 2132 nucleotides long. It is a transcript of the gene ZNF461, whose product is annotated as zinc finger protein 461. Gene Ontology annotation, molecular function: RNA polymerase II cis-regulatory region sequence-specific DNA binding; DNA-binding transcription factor activity, RNA polymerase II-specific. Bases 238 to 1860 code for a protein of 540 amino acids. The transcript has 5 exons. Lineage: Eukaryota; Metazoa; Chordata; Mammalia; Primates; Cebidae. The record is from RefSeq and is a predicted model, not a curated record. Gene Ontology annotation, biological process: regulation of transcription by RNA polymerase II. Gene Ontology annotation, cellular component: PcG protein complex; transcription regulator complex.